Anopheles moucheti is the source of this 2616-nucleotide messenger RNA. RefSeq lists its product as uncharacterized. NCBI's taxonomy places the organism in Eukaryota, Metazoa, Arthropoda, Insecta, Diptera, Culicidae. The record is from RefSeq and is a predicted model, not a curated record. The transcript has 4 exons. The coding region runs from base 81 to 1967 and encodes 628 amino acids.
CGGCCACGACUGUUUAUGAUCUGCACUAUAGAAUCAUUGUAUUUUUACGACUUUCUACCGCGAUCCCCUACUGCGCGAUCAUGGAGAGUAAAUUAGCCAAGCUGGAGCGAGACACGAUAACAAACUCGCUGGAGAUCGUGCACCACAAGAUCCGGCUGCUGAUGGAGGUGUGGAAGAUGUUUUUCGACGAGAUCUGCUACCUCGACUAUCUAACCUCACUCCCUUCGAGCAUCGAACAGUUCCUGGGGGAAAUCUACUGCCUGACGAUGAACUUUUGCGUCCGAAAGACGCAACAGAUACGGGAACUGCAGACCAAAAUGUUCGAAAUGCGUCGCAUACUUGGUGUGACGAACGGCGCGCUGGAAGAUGAUUGGGACCAGGGCCAUACGUCACUCGACCGGAAGCUUACUCAGUUGCAGCAGCGAAUAAAUUCGCUGCAACAGCAGAUAGACGAACGCAAACGAUUGAUGAAACAAUACACACUGGAAGAGGGGCAGUUGCUUAAGGAUCUGGGCGAAGUCGCUCCACCACACGAUCCGCUGUGUGAAAAUUCGGAAACGGGCGUGCUUCCGGACGCGCAAAAGAUGACCCAGUUCGCCGAUUACCUCACCCGGUUGCGUACGGAAAAGGUGAAGCGUAUCGCAACGCGUGACGAUCUGCAAACAGACAUUCGCAAGAAGGCGCAGCAGCUAGACUGGGUACCGCGGAAGGAACACCACCGGGAGCUGGUAAACGAACAGUCCCUAAUUCCUUCGCUGACCCAUUUGCAAGAGUUGCAACAUCUGGACUAUGUGUUGUCGGGGCUGCUGAAGCGUAAGCAGCAUCAAGAACAACACACUGCAAACCAACAAUCAAAGAAGGCGAAAAAGCAAGAAAAACGCCAUAAGCACACCAAGCCGGAAAGUCCGACGCACUGUACGGAAAAUAGCAGCGGAACGGAACAGGACCAGCAGCAACAGCAGGAUGACCUAUGGUCACAGUGUAAUGCGAUAAUCGAGCGCCGAAAGGCAGGUUCGCCACCACCAGCGCCACCUUCAUCGCCCGUCUCGGAGGUUAACACGUCCGAAUCCGGCCCAUGCAGUGGACUGUUCGAGCGGACCAUCGCAGCGUACAUGCGCGUGGAAUCGAAAGCGGGUCGGCCGGCGACGCGGGAGAAAGUCAUCGAGGAAAUAUUCCGACGCUGUCGGGCGGGCAUUAACGUGUGGUGGAGCCGUUGUCUCAUUCUGCCGCACGAGCGCCAACAGUGUAAGGUGCUGUACACAAACCAGCUGGAUGAGGAUGCGUUCGUGGCGCACAUCGAACAGCAGAAGCUGCUGCAGAGCUACUACCACGAAAACGAGGUCAUAUUCCGGCUCAUCUACCUGUGGGCGGAAAAGUGGAACCAGGCAGUGCAGCUGCAGCGCGAGACUGAAGAGACGGUGGACAAGCAACCGGCAGCCCAGUGUUCGGAUGGGGCCAACGCGCAAACACAGGCACAGAAGCUGGCGAAGGCCAACAAGCAGCUGGCAUCAAUCGGGAAACAGCUGGAGAGCAAAUGUCGCGAAUUCGAGCAACGGUGUCAGGUGAAGUUCACCAUGUAUGGCAUGCCGGUAAUGCAGGUGCUGACGCGAUGCCAAGAAAAGCGCGAAAAGCUGAUACUACCGGAGAGUUGUAAGCAGCAGCCAGCGCCAGCCCUGCGCACGAAGCCUGCAUGUGCCCGGCAGCAACUUUCGCCCGAGAUGGCCCUAGAGCUCGGGAUGAUGUUGCGCGAUCUGUUGCGCGAGAAGCACAUGGAUAUGAUUAUGAAAACACCCAACACGGAUUCGGACGAUUCCAAUGACGAUGGUUGCAACAGCAGCGCCGAUGAGUGUGAGGUGGACCAGAAACGCGACGAUGAACUGCUGGAGGAAGCCUUCGCAUCCGCAACUGCGGCAGUCACUACUAAAAACCGCAUGCACCAUUCCGUCAACGGGCAUCCGGCAUCCUGAAGGUGUGGCUUAAUAAGCCACAUGCCAGCUUGUCGAAGCAGAAUCACACAUAUUUGCGCCUGCAAAGCAAACUAGUUCCACACAUUACAAACUCGCAGAAAAUCAGUAAUCGAACGCGUCGAUGAUCGGUCGAGUUUUUUUAGAAUUAAGAAGAUACGCGCGCGCGCCAUCCUUGGGAAACCGAGUGCCUUUUUUGAAACAUUUUCAAGCUUCCGCCGUUGUUUUGUGGUUCCCUUGCUUUCUCACCCACUCGCCUUUCACUGUAUGUUGCCCCCCAGACAGGGCUCUAGCUUACAGUGCCGGUUUUAAUAUUCCCGUAAUGUCGACGGGAUCAUCUACAGAAGGUUACGAAGUUAGAGGGUGAUGGUGAUGAUCCAUCACCAUCGAAAACGCAUUUUCAUUUCAUUUAUCCCUAGAUAUAAGAACGGUUACCACGACGAGGUUAGAGAGAGCCUUGACAGGCGGACAAUUUAUCGUUAGGAAUUCGAUUUCCCCCAACUUAGCUGCGUUAUUUUUAUAGCAAACAUCCUCUCGCAGUGCAUUACGAUUCCGAAGCAGCAAUCUAUUAUGCAAACCAAUCAAACACACAUACACCCGAAACACAGCAAAUCGUUAACACAUUCAACCAAAUAAUAAAACAAAAAAUGCU